Messenger RNA from Drosophila serrata, 2596 nucleotides. It is a transcript of the gene Klp64D, whose product is annotated as kinesin-like protein 64D. Gene Ontology annotation, cellular component: microtubule. The record is from RefSeq and is a predicted model, not a curated record. Gene Ontology annotation, molecular function: microtubule binding; ATP binding; microtubule motor activity. NCBI's taxonomy places the organism in Eukaryota, Metazoa, Arthropoda, Insecta, Diptera, Drosophilidae. Gene Ontology annotation, biological process: mitotic cell cycle; microtubule-based movement.
UAACAGCUGAUUAGCCAUCGCUUAAUCACUCGCAAAAAAAAAAAACACAAAAAAAACCUAGCAACGCAUAAACAAAUGCGAGGAAAAUUAGCAGCUAUCGAUUUCCACUAACUGCGGUCAGCGGAAAAACUAGUUAGUUGCAUUGACCGCAAGAGGAAUUAACCGAAGACGACCGCAGGAUACAUCAAAAUGCCGCCGCAGGAAGAGGAAGGAAAUCCAGGGAACGCAACGGGCCAGCAGCUCGAUGAUGAAAUCGAAAAUGUGCGUGUGGUGGUGCGAACACGGCCAAUGGACAAAAAUGAGCUGUCCGCAGGAGCCCUAAGUGCCAUUUCCGUGGAUAAAAUCAAUCGGGCCAUUACGGUGAUGAAGCCGAAUGCCACGGCUAACGAACCACCGAAGACGUACUACUUUGACAACGUCUUCGAUGGCGGCUCCAAUCAAUUGGAUCUGUAUGUGGACACGGCUCGCCCCAUUGUGGACAAGGUUCUCGAGGGCUACAAUGGCACCAUUCUGGCCUAUGGGCAAACCGGUACCGGCAAGACCUACACCAUGUCCGGCAAUCCGGAUUCGCCUCAGACAAAGGGCAUAAUACCCAAUGCCUUUGCCCAUAUUUUCGGGCACAUUGCCAAGGCCAAGGAGAAUCAAAAGUUCCUGGUGCGCGUCAGCUAUAUGGAGAUAUACAACGAAGAGGUGCGUGACCUGCUGGGCAAGGAUGUGGGCAAGAGCCUGGAGGUCAAGGAGCGGCCAGACAUUGGUGUCUUUGUCAAGGAUCUCAGCGGUUAUGUGGUGCAUAAUGCCGAUGAUCUGGAGAAUAUAAUGCGAUUGGGCAAUAAGAACCGAGCUGUGGGCGCCACCAAGAUGAAUCAGGAGAGCUCCAGAUCCCAUGCCAUCUUCUCGAUCACCGUGGAGCGGAGUGAACUGGGCGAAGGUGGUGUCCAGCACGUGCGGAUGGGUAAGCUCCAGCUGGUGGAUCUAGCCGGAUCGGAGAGACAGUCCAAGACCCAGGCCAGUGGUCAGCGUCUUAAGGAAGCCACCAAAAUCAAUCUGUCCCUAUCGGUGCUGGGAAAUGUCAUAAGUGCUCUGGUUGAUGGCAAGAGUACUCACAUUCCUUACAGAAACUCUAAGCUAACGCGACUUCUACAGGAUUCCCUGGGAGGUAACUCUAAAACCGUGAUGUGUGCCACCAUUAGUCCAGCGGAUAGCAACUACAUGGAGACUAUAUCGACUCUACGCUAUGCUAGUCGCGCCAAGAACAUCCAGAAUCGUAUGCACAUUAAUGAGGAACCCAAGGAUGCUUUGCUUCGUCACUUUCAGGAGGAGAUUGCGCGACUUCGAAAGCAACUGGAAGAGGGCAGCAGUUUCGAGGAGGAGCCACCAAGCUCCGAAGAGGAGGAGGACACCGCUGACGAUGAACUGGAGGCACCUCUGGAGAUCGAAAUGGAGUCAUCAACUGUCCAGGUGGCGGAGAAGAAGCCCAAGAAGAAGCGCGAAAAGACCGAUGAGGAGAAGGAGGAAUUGGCACUGCGUAAAAGCGAACAUCAGCGAGAAAUAGAGCAUGCCAAGACAGAGCAGGAAACGCUGCGUAAUAAACUAGUCUCCCUCGAAGGGAAAAUCCUUGUUGGCGGUGAGAAUCUGCUGGAGAAGGCCCAGACGCAGGAGAAACUCCUAGAGCAGUCCAUUGCAGAGUUGGAAGAACGUGAAAAAUCCGAGGAGGCCCUGAAGCAAACCCUACAGCAAAAGGCCACCGAAAGGAUUGACAUUGAAGAGCGGUAUUCCACGCUCCAGGAUGCCAGUACUGGCAUCACCAAGAAGAUCCACCGCGUGAUGCAAAUGCUGAUGGGCGUUAAGUCCGAGCUGGCUGAUCAGCAGCAGGAGCAUCAGCGUGAAAAGGAGGGAAUCUACGAGAACAUACGAAGCCUUUCCAGGGAGCUGGCACUCUGUGAACUUGUAUUAAACUCCUAUGUACCCAAGGAGUACCAGUCCAUGAUCAAUCAGUAUACACAUUGGAACGAGGACAUUGGCGAGUGGCAACUGAAGUGUGUGGCCUACACGGGUAACAACAUGCGCAAGCACAUCUCCGCACACAAGACAAGCGGAAAGGAGCCGGAUUUUGUGGAUCUAUCGCAUGUUUACCUCAGCUACAACACCGACGGCGUGUCCAAUCCCAUGCGCUCCAAGUCCGCCAGGCCAAGGACUUCGGGUGUGCCCAGACCCACGACAGCCAGGCGCUACUGAAGCGAGUUUUUUAAACGAAAUCAUUUGCUAGUCCAGCUGCAAAUCCUUUGCGGCAUGCGCGCCCAGUUUUGGUUUCUUUUCCUGCUAAUCCUGGUUUUCUACACCCUCAGUUUAUGUAUUUUGCUCAGUGAUUUUUCGUUAUUAGCCCCAUAGUUUUUGUUGAUUUAUUGUUUAGUGCAUAAUACUAUUUAGGUUGAACAACGGUGCAAUAAUACAUUUACAACUGUGUUUGUAAUUUUAAUGCUUAAUUUAUACUUAUUUUAUAAAUGCUUGCAACUAAGUAGCAAUCAGAUUUUACUCGAAUAUACAUAGGCACAAAACAUGCAUAAGACGUAUUAUUGAUGUGCUUUUGGCUUUUAAA